AAUGUCAUGUCUCUCCUUGGAAAACCCUACGUACUUGUGUCAGGGCAUUCCUAGUUCAGCUUCAAAGUAUUUCAAGAUCACUGUGCAAGAUGAAAGCACUGCACAAAUCAUUCUUUUAGGGUUUAACAGCCACUAAGAUAGUUAAACACUGUAACUAUGCACAAUCUAAGCACAUCAACCGAAUUUUCCGUCACUUGACAGUAAAUUAAAUUUGAACGGAUGUCUCCAUAAUGGGUGGAAAAAAAAUACAACAAAAAAAUCACACUUGAAACUAGUUGGUUCUUUCAUUUUCUCAUUUAUUCACUCAAUAAUUGUGAAAGGAGUUAAUUUUGGGAAAAAAAUCCAAAUGUUGAAAAAUCAGAAGCUGGCUGAAAUGUCUUUGACUGAAGUUAUGCUAAACAUACCAAUAACAUCAAAGAGUUAAAAUUAGAACCAUGACUAAUUCCUGAUAAAUCACACCUAAUGAAUAAUAUCUGCUUAAUAUAUCACAUACAGCAGCAGAAAAAUUUUGCAUACCAGUACUAGGGAUACCCUGACAGGGAGAAGAGCAAGUAAAAAAAAAAAAAAGUGCAUUUAUUUUUACUAGCUUCAGUUAUCAAAUAAUAAAAUAUUAUAGUGAUGACUCUAUUGAUAAACAGGCUUAGAGACAGUGGGAGCAGCAGGAGUAUUUAGCAAUAGAGCAGAUUAAUUUACAGAAGAAUAAUCUUACUUUUCACUGCUAAUUGCACAAAGCAGGAGACAUCUACCUGUGACAAACAUAUCUUGAAAAUGAUGGGACCUCCUCUCUGGGUCCAGCCCAAGUCAUAUUCCUGAUAUCUCCCUGCACACACAGCUGAUACGCCACCUACUGCAAAGCUGAGCUGACAGUCGGAGCAAUGCUAGCAGCAUUUCCAUUCCAACAUCGUGCCGGAGCUGAAUAAAGGUGCUUUUUUUAAAACAGAAAGAAAAAAAUAUAUCUUUUAUUCAAGCUGACAAGAACAAAGCAAGAUAGCUGGCUUUUUGUCCUUGCUUUGAUAAUGGAGAGAAAAAUAAGCAGAAGAGAAAAUGAAUGCGAAGAAAAACACAGCAACUCCGAAGGCUCUGAGCAAGACAAGGACUAUAAAACGUCUCUGAUUACUCUGAAUGUUGGUGGCUAUCUAUACAUCACACAAAAACAGACUCUAACCAAGUAUCCAGAUUCUUUUCUGGAAGGGAUCAUAAACGGCAAAAUAAUGUGCCCAUUUGAUGCAGACGGUCAUUACUUCAUAGACAGAGAUGGACUCCUUUUCAGACACAUUCUCAACUUCCUACGAAAUGGAGAACUUCUUCUACCAGAAGGGUUUCGAGAAAAUCAACUUUUGGCACAAGAAGCAGAUUUUUUCCAGCUUAAGGUACUCUCAGAUGCAGUGAAAUCAAGGUGGGAGAAGGAACAGCUAGCAUGUCGAGAGACUACUUUCCUGGAAAUUACUGACAGCCACGACCGUUCACAAGGACUUCGAAUCUUUUGUAAUGCUCCUGAUUUCAUUGCAAAAAUAAAAUCCAGAAUUGUACUGGUGUCCAAAAGCAGGCUGGACGGAUUUCCAGAGGAGUUUUCAGUAUCUUCAAAUAUUAUUCAAUUCAAGUACUUCAUAAAGUCUGAGAACGGUACACGGCUGGUACUGAAGGAGGACAACACCUUUGUCUGCACCCUGGAAACUCUUAAGUUUGAGGCUAUAAUGACGGCUUUAAAAUGUGGAUUUAGAUUGCUGACCAGUCUGGAUUGUUCAAAAGGGUCAAUUGUUCACAGUGAUGCACUUCACUUUAUCAAGUAAUCACAAAAGCAGAGGAAACGUGCAUGCAGCCAGUAAGCCUCCGUGACCUGCAGCCUCCUGGCAUCACAAUAAUGUAUCUAACUAGCCUUGUACCACAGAGCUGGCUGCUGAUCAAUUGCUGUGAGCUAAUGGUAUGUAAAUCUCACAAUGACAUCCAUCUCUGGCUUACUUAAACUGAAUGAAAAUUUUAUGCCUGAAUUUAAUAAAAAUUAUCUGCUAAACAUUGUAAACACAGAUUGAAUGCUCUAUGCUGUUUGUAAUACAUGUUUUCUUGAUGCUGUCUUUCAACCAGAGAGUCUAGCUGAAUCUUUGUGUACUUAGGUGAUUAACAUGCGUACACCUAACUGCUCUGCUGAACAGCAAGCAGUGGAAGUAUUUUCAUAUAAUAAGCAGGCUUAAAAUAUGUUUUGCUUAUAACAAAUUCAGAAUGGAUUUUAACUGGAAUAAAUGAUUUUAGAUGUUCAUUAGUCUUUAUGUUAAUCUAUUGUACUGAAUUUGCAAAAAACGAGAUUGCAAGAGGGUUUCAAAUUAAUCAACUUGAUUUUAAAGUUAAAUGAUUUCUCAAUCCACUUAAAACUAAACUUACAGCUGUGUUACUACAUUAAUAAAAAUUGCCAGAGCAUGUAAACUAACAAAAUAAUGUAAGGAGGGGGGAAUUCGUUCUAUUAUGGGAAAUGAGUUGAAUCUGCACAGAAUGUUAAAUUUUCUAAUUAUAUAUACAUCUCAAAUGUCUAAUAAAAAUAUUUGACAUAAA
This is a messenger RNA of Strigops habroptila (Kakapo), 2544 nucleotides long. RefSeq names its product potassium channel tetramerization domain containing 4 (gene KCTD4). The transcript has 2 exons. Gene Ontology annotation, biological process: protein homooligomerization. The record is from RefSeq and is a predicted model, not a curated record. Bases 1017 to 1790 code for a protein of 257 amino acids. Gene Ontology annotation, molecular function: protein binding. NCBI's taxonomy places the organism in Eukaryota, Metazoa, Chordata, Aves, Psittaciformes, Psittacidae.